Galeopterus variegatus (Sunda flying lemur) is the source of this 6213-nucleotide messenger RNA. It is a transcript of the gene RB1CC1, whose product is annotated as RB1-inducible coiled-coil 1. Gene Ontology annotation, biological process: autophagosome assembly; positive regulation of protein phosphorylation; autophagy of mitochondrion. The record is from RefSeq and is a predicted model, not a curated record. The coding region runs from base 150 to 4868 and encodes 1572 amino acids. The transcript has 22 exons. Gene Ontology annotation, molecular function: protein kinase binding; molecular adaptor activity. Lineage: Eukaryota; Metazoa; Chordata; Mammalia; Dermoptera; Cynocephalidae. Gene Ontology annotation, cellular component: extrinsic component of membrane; Atg1/ULK1 kinase complex; phagophore assembly site membrane.
UUUAUGCCAUUCAGUUGCCAAUAUCAAGCAAAGCAAACAUAAGCCAGUCUUAAUCUGCUUUCAAAGAAAAGUGGUAGUCCUUUUCACAGUGCCUGACAUAACCAUAUCAGAGGGUGAGGUAUAAGCUCACAGCAUCCAGAGAAAUCAUCAUGAAGUUAUAUGUAUUUCUGGUCAACACUGGAACUACUGUAACAUUUGACACUGAACUUACAGUGCAAACUGUGGCAGAUCUGAAGCAUGCCAUUCAAAGCAAUUACAAGAUUGCUAUUCAGCACCAGGUGCUGGUGGUCAAUGGAGGAGAAUGCAUGGCUGCAGAAAAUCCAAUUUUUCUUUUUAACAAAGAAAUGAUCUUAUGUGAUCGCCCACCUGCUAUUCCUAAAACUACAUUUUCAACAGAAAAUGACAUGGAAAUAAAAGUUGAAGAAUCUCUUAUGAUGCCUGCAGUUUUUCACACUGUCGCUUCAAGGACACAACUUGCAGUGGAAAUGUAUGAAGUUGCCAAGAAACUUUGUUCUUUUUGUGAAGGUCUUGUCCAUGAUGAACAUCUUCAGCACCAAGGCUGGGCUGCAAUCAUGGCCAACCUGGAGGACUGUUCAAAUUCAUACCAAAAGCUACUUUUCAAGUUUGAAAGUAUUUAUUCAAAUUAUCUGCAAUCCAUAGAAGACAUCAAGUUAAAACUUACUCAUUUAGGAACUGCAGUUUCUGUAAUGGCCAAGAUUCCACUGUUGGAGUGUCUAACCAGACAUAGUUACCGGGAAUGUUUGGGAAGACUGGAUUCUUUACCUGAACAUGAAGCAGAGAAGGCUGAGACGAAAAGAUCCACUGAACUGGUGCUCUCUCCUGAUAUGCCUACAACAACUAACAAAUCCUUGUUAACCUCAUUUCACAAGUCAGUGGAACAUGUAGCCCCAGAUGCCACAGAUGUUGAAAGUAGAAAAGAAGUUAGGGAGUCUUGUCAGAGUACUGUCCAGCACAAUGAGACUUCAGCAGAUGCUAAGGACGACGAUCUGCCCUUUUUCAAUGUUUCUUUGUUAGACUGGAUAAAUGUUCAAGAUAGACCUAAUGAUGUGGAAUCUUUGGUUAGAAAGUGCUUUGAUUCUAUGAGCAGGCUUGACCCACGGAUUAUUCGACCAUUUAUAGCAGAAUGCCGUCAAACUAUUGCCAAACUUGAUAAUCAGAAUAUGAAAGCCAUUAAAGGGCUUGAAGAUCGCCUGUACGCCCUGGACCAGAUGAUAGCUAGCUGUGGCCGGCUGGUGAAUGAACAGAAAGAGCUCGCUCAGGGAUUUUUAGCUAAUCAGAUGAGAGCUGAAAACUUGAAGGAUGCGUCUGUAUUACCUGAUUUGUGCUUGAGUCAUGCAAAUCAGUUGAUGAUUAUGUUGCAAAAUCAUAGAAAAUUGUUGGAUAUUAAACAGAAGUGUACCACUGCCAAACAAGAGCUAGCUAAUAAUCUACAUGUCAGACUGAAGUGGUGUUGCUUUGUAAUGCUUCAUGCUGAUCAAGAUGGAGAGAAAUUGCAAGCUUUGCUCCGCCUCGUUAUAGAGCUCUUAGAAAGAGUCAAAAUUGUUGAAGCUCUUAGUACAGUUCCUCAGAUGUACUGCUUAGCUGUUGUUGAGGUUGUAAGGAGAAAAAUGUUCAUAAAACACUACAGGGAGUGGGCUGGUGCUUUAGUCAAAGAUGGAAAACAAUUAUAUGAAGCAGAAAAGUCAAAAAGGGAAUCCUUUGGGAAAUUAUUUAGGAAAUCUUUUUUAAGAAAUCGUCUGUUUAGGGGACUGGACUCCUGGCCCCCUUCCUUUUGUACUCAGAAGCCUCGAAAGUUUGACUGUGAGCUUCCAGAUAUUUCAUUAAAAGAUUUACAGUUUUUGCAAUCAUUUUGUCCUUCAGAAGUUCAGCCAUUCCUCAGGGUUCCUUUACUUUGUGACUUCGAACCUCUACACCAGCAUGUACUCGCUUUACAUAAUUUGGUAAAAGCAGCACAAAGUUUGGAUGAAAUGUCGCAGACCAUUACAGAUCUACUGAGUGAACAAAAGGCAUCCCCACAGUCUGCUUCUUCACCAAGGGCAGAAAGUGCAACAGGAAUUACAACUACUACCUCACCAAGAAUUCCUCCUCCACUCACCAUUCAGGAUCCCGUAUGUCCUGCAGUAUGUCCCUUAGAAGAAUUAUCUCCAGAUAGCAUUGAUGCACAUACAUUUGAUUUUGAAACUAUCCCCCAUCCAAACAUAGAACAAACUAUUCACCAAGUUUCUUUAGACUUGGAUUCAUUAGCAGAAAGUCCUGAAUCAGAUUUUAUGUCUGCUGUGAAUGAGUUUGUUAUAGAAGAAAAUUUAUCAUCUCCUAAUCCUAUAAGUGAUCCACAAAGUCCAGAAAUGAUGGUGGAAUCACUUUACUCAUCAGUUAUCAAUGCAAUAGACAGUAGACGCAUGCAGGAUACAAAUAUAUGUGGUAAAGAGGAUUUUGGAGAUCAUGCUUCUUUGAAUGUCCAGUUGGAAAAAUGUAGAGUUGUUGCCCAAGACUCUCACUUCAGCAUACAAACCAUCAAGGAAGACCUUUGCCACUUCAGGACAUUUGUACAAAAAGAAAAGUGUGACUUCUCAAAUUCUUUAAAAUGUACAGCAGUAGAAAUAAGAAACAUUAUUGAAAAAGUAAAAUGUUCUCUGGAAAUAACACUAAAAGAAAAGCAUCAAAAAGAACUACAGUGUCUAAGAAAUGAAUAUGAAAGUAAACUUGGUGCACUGAUAAAGGAGAGUGAAGAAAAUGAAAACAAAAUUAAAAAAUUGAAAGGGGACUUAGUAUGCCUUGAGGAGGUUUUACAAAAUAAAGAUAAUGAAUUUGCUUUGGUUAAACAUGAGAAAGAAGCUGUCAUCUGUCUGCAGAAUGAAAAGGAUCAGAAGUUGUUAGAGAUGGAAAAUAUAAUGCACACUCAAAAUUGUGAAAUUAAAGAAUUGAAGCAGUCACGGGAGUUGGUAUUAAAAGACUUAAAAAAACUCCAUGUUGAAAAUGAUGAGAAGAUGGAGUUAUUGAGGGCAGAACUUCAGUGCUUAGAGCAAAGUCAUCUAAAGGAAUUAGAGGACAUGCUGCACGUCAGGCAUAACCAGGAGUUUGAGAAAGUUAUGACAGAUCACGAAGUUUCUUUGGAGAAAUUAAAAAAGGAAAAUCAACAAAGAAUUGAUCAGAUACAGGAAUCUCAUGCCACAAUUAUCAAUGAAAAAGAACAACAGCUACAGGAAUUAAAACUCAAGAUUUCUGAUUUGUCAGACAUGAGAUGCAAGUUAGAGGUUGAACUUGCCUUGAAGGAAGCAGAAACUGAUGAAAUAAAAAUUUUGCUAGAAGAAAGCAGAGCCCAGCAUAAGGAGACUUUGACAUCUCUCAUUGAACAGGAGACAGAAAAUUUGAGAAUAGAAAUAAGUAAACUAAACCAAAAGAUUCAGGAUAACAAUGAAAACUAUCAAGUGGGUUUGGCAGAGCUAAGAAUUUUAAUGACAAUUGAAAAGGAUCAGUGCAUUUCAGAGUUAAUUAGUAGGCAUGAAGAAGAAUCUAACAUGCUGAAAGCUGAGUUAAACAAAGUGACAUCUUUACAUUACCAAGCAUUUGAAAUAGAAAAAAACCUAAAAGAGCAAGUAGUUGAACUGCAGAGUAAAUUGGAAUCAGAAUUAAGUGCUCUUGAGAAACAAAAAGAUGAAAAAAUCACUCAACAAGAAGAGAAAUAUGAAGCUAUUAUCCAGAACCUUGAGAAAGACAAAGAGAAAUUGGUCAUGAGCCUGGAACAAGACAGAAAACAGUUAAUUCAGAAGCUUAAUUGUGAAAAGGGUGAAGCUAUUCAGACUGCCCUGAAAGAAUUUAAACUGGAGAGAGAAGUUGUUGAGAAAGAAUUAUUAGAAAAAGUUAAACAUCUUGAGAAUCAAAUAGCAAAAAGUCCUGUCAUUGAAUCUACCAGAGAAGAUUCUUCAAGCUUAGUUGCUGAACUUCAAGAAAAGCUUCAAGAAGAAAAAGCUAAGUUUCUAGAACAACUGGAAGAGCAAGAAAAAAGAAAGAAUGAAGAAAUGCAAAAUGUUCGGACAUCUUUGAUUGCUGAACAACAGACCAAUUUUAACACUGUUUUAACAAGAGAGAAAAUGAGAAAAGAAAACAUAAUAAAUGAUCUUAGUGAUAAGUUGAAAAGUACGAUGCAGCAACAAGAACGAGAUAAAGAUCUGAUAGAGUCACUUUCUGAAGAUCGAGCUCGUUUGCUUGAGGAAAAGAAAAAGCUUGAAGAAGAAGUCACUAAGCUGCGUAGUAGCAGUUUUGUUCCUUCGCCUUAUGUAGCUGCAGCGCCAGAACUUUAUGGAGCUUGUGCACCUGAACUCCCAGGUGAAACAGAUAGAUCGACCAUGGAAACAGCAGAUGAAGGAAGAGUAGACUCAGCAAUGGAGACAAGCAUGAUGUCUGUACAAGAAAAUAUCCAUAUGCUGUCUGAAGAAAAACAGAGGAUAAUGCUGUUAGAACGAACAUUGCAAUUGAAAGAAGAAGAAAAUAAACGGUUAAAUCAAAGACUGAUGUCUCAGAGCAUGUCUUCAGUAUCUUCAAGGCAUUCUGAAAAGAUAGCAAUUAGAGAUUUUCAGGUGGGAGAUUUGGUACUGAUCAUCCUAGAUGAACGCCACGACAAUUAUGUAUUAUUUACUGUUAGUCCUACUUUAUAUUUUCUGCAUUCAGAGUCUCUGCCUGCCCUGGAUCUCAAACCAGCUUCAGGUGUAUCUAGAAGACCCUGGGUACUUGGAAAAGUAAUGGAAAAGGAAUACUGUCAAGCCAAAAAGGCACAAAACAGAUUUAAAGUUCCUUUGGGGACAAAGUUUUACAGAGUGAAAGCCGUGUCAUGGAAUAAGAAAGUAUAACUUAUGGAAGUAAUUAAUAGGUUCUAUGACAUUUUCCUGAUUUGUCCAACAGUGCUCAUUCAUCACUACCAAAACAGCAGGCCAUCUUUUUAUACAAAAGUCAAUGUGACAAUGUACUUCAUUGGUGUACAUCAUUUACUUUUUAACUGGCUACAUUUUAGGAAUAAUAAAUUUCAUUAGAACCCUUGGCUGAAUUAAAAUGGUUUUGUUUUGGGACUUUUUUUUUUUUACCAAAAUAACUCUAGAAAUGUGGACCAAACUAGUUCAUUUUCUCAAAGGGCAUACCCUGUACAUUGUGGCUUAUAAUUAGCCAUAUUAAUUGCCUGUUAAAUAUACAUUAGCUUGAACUUAGAUGUUAAAUGUUAGUUAUUAUUACCAGCAUUUGUCCUUUUGUGAAAUCAGUAUCAGAAUACUUGCACUCUUUAACACAUUCUUUAUAAAAUGUAUAAAUUCUUCAAAACUAUUUAAAGAGGAGUGUUAUUGCAUGCAGAUAAUCAUUUUGAGUUUGCCUCAGUAGAUUACUAAAGCAAAUUGUUUCAUUUAUUUUUCUAAAUGCCCUUUGAUGUUUAAAAAAAAAAAGAACUAUAAUUUAAUUGACUGAUUUUGAGAUCAGCCAUAAAGAAUCAGCAAUCUUCAAAAGCACUUUCAAUAGACUGAUCAUCUGAGUUCUAAAGGGAAGAGUCUGUGUUGUUAACCAUUUCAAAUGCAGUACUCAGAUCUUCCCAACAUCUUUAUUACUCUGUUUAGAAUAAUCAUAUUGAUGAAAUCGUAAUUUAUGGUUGAGUUUCAGGAAAAAAGAUAUUCAUUGUACAUUAACCAUUUAGAGGUCAUUUAAAUAACAAAAUAUUGUAUUGUAAAAGACAUGUACAAUUUUAAAACAAUAAAGAUUUGAACCUGUAAAUGUGUGUGCCUUUUAAAGAAGGAUACAUUUUUAAUAUAUUUGAGUGAUUGUUAGGAAGUGUGAAAAAAUUGUUCUGUAUCAUAUCAAAGAGAAACAUGAUUAUUACAAAAAUGUUCUUUAUACUAUGUAACAGGGUAAAACAGUGUUAUAUAGAAUAGAAUUCUGUAAACUAGAUCUUUAGAGAAUUUGCCAUUGAACAAAGCUAUUUAAAUGAAUUCAUUGAGUUGGAUGAGACUUGUGUCAGGUUUGUUGCUAGAGAACAAUAAUAAAAUGAUUCUUUUUUGAAAAAUAUUUAAUUUCUUCAUAAAAAAUAAGUUAAAUAUUUUUUUAAAUAUGUGUACCUAAUAGUACAAAAAUGGAAUAAACAUCAUAGUGUAUAGAAAACUGAAUUUGACAACAUAUUAAUGAAUAAAUGAACAAAUGAUUUCACAUGUUUCUAUUCAA